This is a messenger RNA of Daldinia childiae, 1236 nucleotides long. RefSeq names its product Acyltransferase LovD. The record is from RefSeq and is a predicted model, not a curated record. Lineage: Eukaryota; Fungi; Ascomycota; Sordariomycetes; Xylariales; Hypoxylaceae. The coding region runs from base 1 to 1236 and encodes 411 amino acids. The transcript has a single exon.
AUGGCUGACGGAAGCAUUGAUACUAGCUUCCAAGCUUCUAUCGAUGCUGGCACGAUCCGUGGUGCUAUCAUAUGCGCUACCGACGCUGAAGGCCACUUCACCUUCGAAAAGACAAUAGGAGAGCGUACAUUGCUAUCUGGAGAGAAGCGACCUCACAAACUUGACGACGUGCUAUUCCUCGCUUCGGCUAGUAAGCUGAUUACUACCAUCGCUGCUUUACAAUGCGUAGAGGAUGGGCUUCUAUCACUUACCGGCGACCUUUCAUCCAUUGCGCCUGACCUUGCCGCAAAACAGGUCAUCACCGGGUUCUCUGAAGAUGGAGAAACACCUCUACUUGAGCCACAGAUCCGUCCUAUCACACUUGAAAUGUUAUUAACUCAUAGCUCUGGUCUCGCCUACCAUUUCCUUAACCCCCUCAUCGCUCGCUGGCGUGAGAAGUCCCGUGUGGAGACCAAAGCUUCCAACGAGAACGACAAGAAGACGGUUGAGGAGUUAUUCGAUUAUCCAUUAAGCUUCCAACCUGGUUCCGGCUGGCUGUACGGGUCGGGGCUCGACUGGGCUGGUCGCAUUGUGGAACGUGUGACUGGCAAGACGCUGCUCGAACGUAUGCAGGAGCGGAUUUUUAGCCCGCUCGGUAUUUCAGACGCCCAAUUCUACCCGGUGACUCGGGAGGAUCUACGCGCGCGCCUUGUCGAUUUAAACCCCGAUGAUCCAGAGGCUCUGGGUCGCGCCGUGCUAGGCGGUAGCGGCGACAUGAACAAGAGCGCCCAGGGCGACUUUGGAGGUCACGGUUUAUUUAUGACAGCUCCAGACUACGUCAAAGUGCUACACUCGCUACUGGCCAAUGACGGAAAAAUUCUCAAACCGGAAACAGUUAACGACAUGUUUGAACACCAUCUUACCCCGGAAGCCACCGAGAGCCACCGAGCCGCGCUGGUCAGUCCCAUGGGCAUAUUUUUCCGUGUCGGCACUACAGUUGAUGCGUUAUCAGGACAUGGACUGGGCGGCCUGCUCACAUUGCAAGACAUCGAUGGCUGGUAUGGAGAUCAUACCCUCACUUGGGGAGGCGGCAUGACUUUUGCUUGGUUCAUUGAUCGUAAGAACAACCUGUGCGGUGUUGGCGCUAUCCAGGCUACGGUUACCUUAGACGCCGAUGCUAUGGAAUCGCUGAAGCAAACCUUCCGCCAUGACAUCUACCGCAAACGCGCCGCUUGGAAGAAGGAGCAGACUUCGUGA